Molecule: messenger RNA, 566 nt
Organism: Ixodes scapularis (black-legged tick)
Lineage: Eukaryota; Metazoa; Arthropoda; Arachnida; Ixodida; Ixodidae
Exons: 1
Coding region: 30-494 (154 amino acids)
Source: RefSeq, a predicted model, not a curated record
UCUCGGGCGGACAUGGCACAACACGUCACAUGAGGGCGGGACUUCAAAAUGAGGCGGCUGCUCUGAAGCGCUACAAGGCAAAGCAAAAGGUCCAAGUCUUCGGUGUUGGCCUUUGCAUCAAUCCUGGCGUUCCCAUGCUGGGGGCGUCACCAGGCGGGCUGGUUUGGGACGAAGAUAUACAGGAGUACGGACUAGUCGAAGUGAAAACCGUGUCACGGGUGAUAGAUGCGAACCUGACGACCUUCGAUGAGGUGAUGAUCAGAGGGUUCGUGGAGUUUAUCCAUGCGGCCAAGAGUGUCGACAAAAAGCACAAGCACUACUACCAGGUGACAGGACAACUUGCGCUCACAGGACUGGAGUGGUGUGACCUUGUUGUCGACUCGGCGAAGGACUGCUGGGUCACACGGGUGCCCUUUGACGAGGCACUGUGGGUGAACGUUGUGGUGCCACGCCUGACAGACUUUUUUUUAAAUAUCGGAAAGUCUGAGUGUUGAUCAUAAAAUUGUAGCGUCUUUUGUGGGCGGCGCUAGUGCCAAGUUUGGACACUUUUGGUAAUCGGGUUGCAA